CUUCAAACCUUUUGCGACUUCUCAAAGUCUACUAUUAUACGUCGAUCAUAACCCAUGAGCCUUUAGAUUGUGCUUGGCUGUUGUUGCAGAGCCUAGAACCUGGAGCAUCCAGAAACAAACCAUCCGGGGCCAUAUUGUUUGUAGUUGUUCUCGAGCUUCACCAAUUUCGGUUGGUAUCGCAGGAUCUUCACGCUGUGUGUUUCAUGUUUCGAAGUGGUUACGUGAGCUUUUCCAACAGAGCCAUCUUGGGAAACGGCCGGUUUCAUUUGCGCAAAGUCAAUUCUUGUAUGCGCAACAUCCAUUCGUAAGCAACAAUGCCUCCAAUUUCUGGAUUUUGCGCUGGCUUUGGAGCCCCUGGCCUCUCUUAAUCCAAAGCUGGCUCAGAAAGGAGCAAGUUGCAAAGGCUGCUGUUUGUGAAAGGAUCACUUUAAUUUGGCGGUUAAUGGCUGCAGGGGAAAUAUGGGGAAAUUGUUUGUUCCUUUGUGGCAACACUGGCAGAUUUUAGGUCGGGGGUGAACCGAAAACAGGGUGUGAUUUUGCAUUCUCGGAAGGUUCAUUUGGCUGGUGUUUGUGUUUUUGGAAGCGGCUUCUGAUCAUUUCCGACCGUUUCAGUUUCCAAGACUCAAGGACUAAGUCUUGCUUGUGACAGGAAGCACAUACUGAUGACAGGAUCGGCUUGGGCCCUGGAUCGCAACGAGCAUUGUCCUCGUUCCUUGUGUUAACACUGUGUCUUCAACCACCCCAAAAGUGGAGCCAUACUACUUGCAAUUCUAGUUCAUACGAGGCGGCAGGGCAUGCAAGAGAAACAUGCACUGCAAUGUGUGAAGGUGGUGCCCUUCAACAUGUUCAACAUCCUUUGCCUGCCUCUCAUCAUCAUUCGAUCUUUCUGCCACAGUCAGUUUCAAAACGACGAGUGUGCAAGAGACUGUGGAUGUUCCUCUUUUCGAGGUGUGCAACGUUGGCAAGGCCCAUCCUCAUCCCUGCAGCGCUAACCGUUUGGACAGCUUUUGCUUGGCCGUUCAGGGUUGCUACCGAGUGCUGCAAACCGAGGAUUAGCAACUGCGUUGGAAAAAUGGUGUGUAAGGACCUUCAAGUAAGCUCGCAGACGAACACAUGAAAGGCAUCGCGUCUGAGACAUUGAACUAUGACAGGACUCGUCAAGAAGGGAUUUGUCAAAAAAAAACAGACUCAAUGAAGGCUCCUGCAAUUACAUAGACCGGCAAGUAUUGGUGCCUUUGGUUCGCAAGCCUUUGUUCUAGUUGGUUAUUGGUGCAGAUGGGACAUGAAAAGCACAAGUUGCAACUAUGUUGAACAUUGAAGUGAGUACAUGAUUAUUUUGCAAUGAAAAAGAACAGGCUGUAUUCAUGUCUGAUAGCGAGAUGGAACACUCAACAUCAAGUGAGUUUGCUGAGAUUCCACACAGACUCCUGCCGCAAGACUCGGCAAGUAGAGUAUUGCCGUCCGCCAAAAGGGACAGUGAAUCCGGCCAACAGGAAAACCCAUAUUUAUUAAGCCAACCAGGUUCAGUGUUGAAGAGAUGUCUUUUGGGGAGAGCCAGACAACAACCAUCCCGCUGCAGGUCUCGUCCGCAUUUUGGCCGGCUGACGGAUGCCACACCAAGCAUGUGAGCCAGCAAUAUCUUGCCCUCACGGCUGGAAGUCGGACGGGCAGGGCCCAGCAUCUGCAGUGAUGGACGGUUGGAAUGGGACGGCGUUUUGAUUUUCUUCAAAUUCGGCCAGUAUCAUAGGAUCUCGAAAGCUUAUGCUUCAUUUGUCGAACUGCAAGGGAGCCAUCCUUCAAAACAGUAUGUGGCUUCUCAAAGUCUUCCGUUAUACGGUCGCCGUCAUCCUCCAUGUGUAAGAAAACCCUCUGCCAGUUUCCAACACUUGUGUUGGCUUUCAAGCUCUUUGAGUGUGCUUGGCUGUUUCUGCCGACCCAUAGAACCCGGAACAUCACCAGGACCAUUUGUUAAACCUAUGAACAGUAUCCCAGAGACUCAAAAUUUAAUCUUGCGCCACUGAAGAUUAGGCUUUUGGCACUGGCCGAGUAUUGUUUGUGUAAUCAAAGCCUUUGCUGAAGAAUUCGAUCAAGUUUGAAACAAUGCAUCGCUCAGCAUUCUACAAGAUUCGACAUGUUGCCAGUGGAGAAGCGGACCCGGAGCACAAGUCGAAGCACGUGAAAGCAAUCUUUGACAAACAAGCACGACACCGAUGAUUUGGGCAAAGGCGAAACCAUCACCACAUAACAAGGAAUGCUCAAGGUAAGCCAUGCCGUCUCAAAACACUGAUGGCUGAACAUCUCCUGGAACCCAAAAACUCCAGAAGCAAACAGUUGAGGGCCAGAUUAGGGUCAGAAGUGGACAUUUGGAAUUUGACCGUUUUCUAUGUUUAUCAAUGUCGGUCAGUAUCGUUCAGUCCCAAGAGCGUACGGUGCAUGGUUAAGGACCAGUGGGUUUGUGCCUUUUCGCAAGGGUGUGAUGACUGAAACUGCAGCGUUCACCUGCUCAAGGCUCACUUUUGUAUGCACAACAUCCUUGUGGAAACAACCUCCUGGUCCGUUCCUGCAGUUGGUCAUCGAUUUUCAGCCAUUUGCCUCUGUUGCUUCAUCGAUUUUCCGAGAUGGCCGACUUACAAAAGUGGCUGCUUGUGAAACGAACAUUUCAAGCCGGCCGUUCUUUUUGAUAGAUUGAUUGACGGUGUGAACAUGGCCAAGAGCUGCCUAUUUCUGUCCGCGUUCUAGGUGUGCGAUUGCUGCAGGGCUUAGAGUCUUCGCUCCAAAGGUGAAGCAACUUGACUUACCUUUGUUGACAAAAGCCUAAAAGGACGUGCUAGUUGCUCAUAGUUUCCGAGAUAUAGGUUCUGGUAUUUGCGACACCAAUCUUUUUGGCUGAGCCCUGGCAUGAUUGAAAGUGUAAGCAGAUGUUGUCGUUGCAACGGAAUCCUGCAGAGCCAUGUCCGCUUUUCCUGCUGCAGUGUUUGUUUUUUCGCCGACUCCGUUUGCAUUGCCAGUUUCUUGCAGUUGCCACCUGAUGACGAGCUUCACGUGCGGCCUCUGUUCACGGUUGACCGUGGACACUAAGCUGAUAUUCCAGUUUUCGCCAGCUUGGAUGAGGAUGUGCCCCCUGCCAGCUGGUACGGCUGAGUGGAAAUCCUGCUUGCUGCAGAGCGCUUACGGUGGCAGCGGGGAGGAGAUUCCUUUGCUUGUCUAAGGAAUGACUCCACUAUCAAAAUACUCAUCGAAGAUCAUGGAAGCAUCAUUCUGAUAGGUCAGAAGCAGUGAUCACUUGCUUCCGAAGCAGAAGUGCAAAUUGGAGUUGUCAGCCUGAUCCUAUGUCGCUCAUUGCAUCACCCAGAUUGGCUUGGAAGUUCUACUCAUGGUGGGGCUGUUCGCAGACGCCAAAAACCUUUGGGCACGACACACCUCUCAUCACGGGCGCCGGUCACCGGUGAUCGCCGGACUGGUCGCCGACAUCGCUGAGCUGAAAGGGUCGGCCUGGUGGCAAGGUGUGGUUGCAAAUGGGACAUAAUGUGACCAAGAGCAGCUGCUCAGAGGUUUCGUUUGAGUUCUCCACAAAGCAAUCAACAGAGAAAACCCCAGAGUUGCGCAAGAACCAGCAAUACCAUGCAGAGAACAGCUUUUCAGAUCUUUUCAGUUCUUUGCAACAAAGAAAGCAACAGAGAUGCAGCCAUUAUGGAUUGCUUGACCUGGUCAUGAGGAAGGAAAAAGUGCCUCCGCGUUGUUGCACUUGAUUACACAACCAGCUUGAUCUCGUGGCAUCAGGUCACAACAGAUGGCCUCGAGGUGUUUUAGCUUCCUGCGUGGCUGUGGGGUGUGAUACUGUGGGUUGUGUGUGUGUGAUUUGCAUGCUUCCUUUAAGCCCUCGUGCCAACUAACAGCGUGCGGCUUCACGCCAUGUCAAAGGAAGCCGAUAUGGGUUUUCCUCAUGAAAGGUUUAGUUCAUACGGAAGUGGCUGUUUCAGAUCAAACACCGUUCUUUUCAAUCAGUUUGGGCAGUCAAUGUCUUGAGUCGUGAAACACCAAAACAGCGUCGAAGGGAGGUCCAGGAGCAACGAGCAUGAGGCCCUUGUG
Molecule: messenger RNA, 4089 nt
Organism: Durusdinium trenchii
Lineage: Eukaryota; Dinophyceae; Suessiales; Symbiodiniaceae
Source: the annotation of a GenBank genome assembly